AUGGAUAUUAUGCAGAGCGAGGAAUAUAGAAGCACGAUCCUGAAAUGGCUUCUUCCGGAAGCGGUGGCUCUACCACGGCUUUUGAAAGAGUUUGCGAUCCAGAACAACCAAAACACGACGCAAUUGGGUGAACAUGGUGAUGCCAUUCUGGGAGGACUGAGCUCCUUGAGACUCAAUGUGGCGCAUGCAUCUGAUGCAGGAGUGUCAGAUGAAGAAGUUGAGAAAGAAAGAAUUGUUGAUUUCUACAAUCGUCUGCUGCCAUCUGUCUGGCCUAAGCCUGCAAUGUCGUCGCUUCGGAGCCUUGCUCUAUACGCCGACAUGAGUUGGGGGAACUAUCCCAGGAUGCCACUAAAGGCAACCCACUUCCCCAGUCUACGCACUCUCUCCUUUGGCAGAUACUGCUUUUCCGAGGAUGCUCAGCUGGAUUGGAUUAUCUCGCACUCGUCGACACUUCAAGAACUUUACCUUGAUGAUUGUUCGAUACUGUUUGAGUUCGCUGCAAGCGACACAGAUCCGCAACAUGAUUCUACCCUUCCAGGGACAAUUGUACUGCAGAGCCCUGACGAAGGCCGAGGACUGCGUUGCCAUUAUCGACGCCGGUGGCAUGACUAUUUUGCUUCUCUUGAAUCAGGCCUUCCUCACCUGCGGCAUUUUGCUAUUGGUCGUGGCGACUGGUACGAAGGAAUGCCCUUUGAAGAAGAGCAUCAAAUCAGGCCAGUAUUAUUGCGCGACAGAUAUAUGGUAGUCGACCGAUUCGUUUCGCAAGACCAGCACCCAAAAUGCGAUGAGAAAGAUAAGAAAGCACUGAAGCGGUUGUUCCGGAAAAUCGGUCAGAAGGUUGACUAUGGAGCGUUUCAAGGUCAAUAUUUCGAGGCGGUUGAUCUACUUCCAUUUAAGGGCUAUUGA
Molecule: messenger RNA, 906 nt
Organism: Penicillium brevicompactum
Lineage: Eukaryota; Fungi; Ascomycota; Eurotiomycetes; Eurotiales; Aspergillaceae
Exons: 2
Coding region: 1-906 (301 amino acids)
Source: RefSeq, a predicted model, not a curated record